CUAGGCAGCGCUUCGUUUCCGGCGUACCGCUCCGUUCCGAUACGAUCCCCUGCGCCAGCAACCGAUCCGUUUCCGUUUUGUCAGUGCCAGAAAGCCGUCGCCAGCAGAGAAGCCCCAGCGCAACGAUCUAACCCAGCAGAACUGAGGAAUAACAAAGUGAAAAUGUGCCGAGAAACCAGAGAAGCUAUCAAUUGAGCAGUAGAAACAAGGACCACACCCGCGAAGGUCCUCCGGCGGACAGUGUCCGGCUGUCAGUUGGUCAAACAGUUCAUCAAUAAACGAUUCGACUGCUUCCGUUUCAUUGCGUGUCCUCACCUGUGCAUGUCUGCGUGUGUCUGUGCUGCCUCUCUCUCUGACUGAGUGUGUGCCUGUGUGUGUGUGUGUGUGUGUGUGUGCUGGCCGUGCGUGUGAGGAAAGGAAACUUUGCAACUUCCGGCCAAGUGACUUCGAUUUAAUUUCUUUGGCUUUUUUAUGGUCAAGGCAUUUAAUUAAUUUUACUAUGGCAAUUUGAUCGUCUGUGCUGGUCUGAACUCUGACCCCUCGCACACAAAACAAGGAGGCUUCGUAGUGAGCAGGAGGAGCAGCCAGCCACACCCAUUUCCACCGAACCACUGAGAUGUAAUUUGCACCGCAGGUGAACUUGAACUUCAACGUUCUGUGAUAGACGAGUAUACGAGCAGCCAAUCCCCCCGGGAUUCUGCCUACCCCCCAUCGAUUCCCGAUUCAAUCAAAUUGGAUCCCGAAUCGGACAGCGAAUCGAAGGUGAUCUUAACUUGUGGAGCGGCUUUCAGAAACAGCGACAAACUGUCGACUCUGUCGAUCCGCAACUUCUCGGCAAACAUGCUGAACAAUCUUGGGGCCAAUGUGCUGGGCCCCAAGGAUUGUGAUCUGCCCAAGGCCGCGCUGACUGCGCUGCACGCGGGCGUCAACAGUUUUGGCCAACUGCCCGUGGGCCCCAACUUGGCCGAUCUCGGCGGCGGCGCAGGCGGCGGAUCCUCCGGCGGAGUGCCGGUGGGCGGUGGUGUGGCCCGCCUCCACAUUUCCGGCGGACUGUGCGACAACUCCAACGCGCUGAACAGCGGAAACGGAAACAGUGGCAACGGAAACGGCAACAACAACAACAACGGCAACAGCAACAGCAACAACAUGCAGCAACAGGAUCAGCACCUGGACAAAAACAAGCAGAAGCGCCACCGCACCCGCUUCACCCCCGCCCAGCUGAACGAGCUGGAGCGCUGCUUCUCGAAGACCCACUACCCGGACAUCUUCAUGCGCGAGGAGAUCGCCAUGCGGAUCGGCCUCACCGAGUCCCGCGUCCAGGUCUGGUUCCAGAACCGCCGCGCCAAGUGGAAGAAGCGCAAGAAGACCACCAAUGUCUUCCGCACCCCGGGCGCCCUGCUGCCCUCCCACGGACUUCCGCCGUUCGGGGCCAACAUCACCAAUAUCGCCAUGGGCGAUGGCCUCUGCGGAACGGGAAUGUUUGGCGGGGAUCGCUGGAGCGUGGGCGUAAACCCCAUGACAGCUGGCUUUGGCCAGCUGAAUCAGUCGUCGCCACUCUCGUCCUCGCUGAACAGCGGCCUGAACUCGGGCAUUAACAUGGGCUCCGCCCUGGGAGCGGGCAGCUAUCAGCACUACGGCCUCAAUGCUCUGGGCGACUCCAUGAUGUACCAGCACAGUGUGGGCGGGGUCAGUUGUGGGCCCAGUGGUUCGCCGAGCGCCACCACCCCGCCGAACAUGAACAGCUGCUCGUCGGUGACCCCGCCGCCACUUUCCGCGCAGCCGAACUCCAGCCAGAACGAGCUGAACGGCGAGCCCAUGCCGCUGCACCAGCAACAACAACAGCAGACUCACCAACAGCAGCAGUCUCACCAACAACAACAGCAGCAAUCUCACCAACAGCCGCAGCAGCAGGCUCACCAACAACAGCAGAUGGCGCCACCGACACCCACACAGCAGCAGCAGGAGGCGGGCAUUCCGCUCUGCCACCAGUCCAUGCAGUCGCCCACCGAUGGCGCCACCGACGACGACGUGUGGCGGGGACACAGCAUCGCAGCGCUGCGGCGGCGGGCGUCGGAACUGAAUGCCACAGCGAUCCCCUCCUACCUGCACCACGCCCACGCCGCCCACAACAACUACGAACACCACAAUUCGGUCUACUGAAAUUUGUUGAAAAGCUUCGAAAGCUUUUCGGAUUACGGGUUCUCCAGCGGAGCUCCCGACAUGAACUAGGAUGCGGAGCGCAGGAAGCAGAAAGCAGGAUGCAGGACGAGGCGUGGUGAAAAGCUCUCAGCCGACGGA
Drosophila biarmipes is the source of this 2298-nucleotide messenger RNA. RefSeq names its product homeobox protein orthopedia (gene otp). Gene Ontology annotation, molecular function: DNA binding; DNA-binding transcription factor activity, RNA polymerase II-specific. NCBI's taxonomy places the organism in Eukaryota, Metazoa, Arthropoda, Insecta, Diptera, Drosophilidae. The record is from RefSeq and is a predicted model, not a curated record. The transcript has 9 exons. The coding region runs from base 841 to 2160 and encodes 439 amino acids. Gene Ontology annotation, biological process: regulation of DNA-templated transcription; neuron differentiation.